This is a messenger RNA of Ambispora gerdemannii, 1340 nucleotides long. The record is from the annotation of a GenBank genome assembly. NCBI's taxonomy places the organism in Eukaryota, Fungi, Glomeromycota, Glomeromycetes, Archaeosporales, Ambisporaceae.
UGAUUUCGUUCCCGACGGAAAUCUAUCUUGGACGUAUUAGUUGUGGAAGAGAGAAAAGAGUUAUUGUAUUGGAUGAAGACCAUUAUAAAGAUACUUUAGAAAACUUAUAUGAUAAUUACGCACGACUUAUGGAUCUAAAUGAAAAAUCACGCGAUGUUGAAAGACAGAAAUCUGAAUACGUAGAAGAAAGGAGAGGGAAUAAGCGGCACAGAGCAGAAACCAGCGUGGGCACAUCAAAAAAAGCCAAAGCAGACAUUGACGACGAAAAACAAAAGCUUAAAAGAGAACUAGCAAAUUACGAACAAAGCCCUCCAUACUAUAGCAAAUCAGUCGCCCGAUUAGUGUACUCAAUGUCGUUAAAGGUAUCAAAAGCUUCACUUGAAGAUCAUCCAAGCACAAAGAAUUUACUUUGGUGGGCAAUAAUCGGACUAGCAAGCCAAUACAUCAACAGCCAGAUCACAGAAGAAUCCUAUAAAGAAGAGUAUGCGUAUUAUCUUGAGAUACUAAAACUCAUUAAACAUGAGGAUGUGAAGCCAAUGUACACGAUUACACCGGCAAAUGGGAGUGAUAAUAAUAUUCGAAAGAUCGGUCCAAAAUUACACGAGAAACUUGCAAAAUUCGCCGAAUCACAUAAAGUCAAAGAUUUGGAGUUCCCUUCCUUUGCACGAACUUAUGGAUUUCACACAGCACUAACAGCUUGUGACGCGGCAUAUGCAUUGAACGCGUUGAUUGAUACUUUUACGGAACACGCAGAAAGUAUUGGGUGUCGAAUUCAUUCGGCUGAUAAGGCUAGUAGUAAAUUUGAAAAGGAUUCUUGGUGGAACUUUUAUAGCGCAUCUGAUUCAUUGGAAAAACAAAGGGUAGCUGACAUUAUAUCAGCUAUAAAACUAUCAAAAAAUAUUCAACAGUUUAUCGUGGAACGCUGUAACGAGAUAAUUCAAAAGAGAAGUGCGAUCAGGAAGGAAGGAAGAAUUCAUUUUGUAGUAUUGGAAAGUGGUGGUGCACAGGAUUUGCUUAGUCAGCCUAGAACAUUGCGAAGGUUUGCAAAUUUCUUGGCUUCAACAUAUAAGGAAAAAUACACCAAAGAUAAGAAAAUCGCCAUGAUUGUCGUAGUUCCGAUCCUUGAUAAAUCAGGAUACCUGGUGAUCGGUGUGAUGGCAGGACAAAUCAAAAAUCCAUUACCGACCUUAUUCAUUCAAACUAUCGCCGCAUUACCCAACACUAUUGCAAAUGAUUUACGAUUUCCUUCGUUUAGUAAAGAUGUGCUUGUUAUACCGCAAAAGGAUUACGCGGUUUUUAAAGAAAAAUUAGUUUUAAUAGAUGCACAGGCUGCAAAUUAA